Knipowitschia caucasica is the source of this 1968-nucleotide messenger RNA. Lineage: Eukaryota; Metazoa; Chordata; Actinopteri; Gobiiformes; Gobiidae. The record is from the annotation of a GenBank genome assembly.
AUGAACCACCUCCUCAUCAACGUGAGGAAGACCAAGGAGAUGAACCACCUCCUCAUCAACGCGGGGAAGACCAAGGGGAUGAACCACCUCCUCAUCAACGUGAGGAAGACCAAGGGGAUGAACCACCUCCUCAUCAACGUGAGGAAGACCAAGGGGAUGAACCACCUCCUCAUCAACGUGAGGAAGACCAAGGAGAUGAACCACCUCCUCAUCACUGUGAGGAAGACCAAGGAGAUGAACCACUUCCUCAUCAACGUGAGGAAGACCAAGGAGAUGAACCACCUCCUCAUCAACGUGAGGAAGACCAAGGAGAUGAACCACCUCCUCAUCAACGUGAGGAAGACCAAGGAGAUGAACCACCUCCUCAUCAACGCGAGGAAGACCAAGGAGAUGAACCACCUCCUCAUCAACGUGAGGAAGACCAAGGAGAUGAACCACCUCCUCAUCAACGUGAGGAAGACCAAGGAGAUGAACCACCUCCUCAUCAACGUGAGGAAGACCAAGGAGAUGAACCACCUCCUCAUCACUGUGAGGAAGACCAAGGAGAUGAACCACCUCCUCAUCAACGCGGGGAAGACCAAGGAGAUGAACCACCUCCUCAUCAACGCGGGGAAGACCAAGGAGAUGAACCACCUCCUCAUCAACGUGAGGAAGACCAAGGAGAUGAACCACCUCCUCAUCAACGUGAGGAAGACCAAGGAGAUGAACCACCUCCUCAUCAACGUGAGGAAGACCAAGGAGAUGAACCACCUCCUCAUCAACGUGAGGAAGACCAAGGAGAUGAACCACCUCCUCAUCAACGUGAGGAAGACCAAGGAGAUGAACCACCUCCUCAUCAACGUGAGGAAGACCAAGGAGAUGAACCACCUCCUCAUCAACGCGGGGAAGACCAAGGAGAUGAACCACCUCCUCAUCAACGUGAGGAAGACCAAGGAGAUGAACCACCUCCUCAUCAACGUGAGGAAGACCAAGGAGAUGAACCACCUCCUCAUCAACGUGAGGAAGACCAAGGAGAUGAACCACCUCCUCAUCAACGCGGGGAAGACCAAGGAGAUGAACCACCUCCUCAUCAACGUGAGGAAGACCAAGGAGAUGAACCACCUCCUCAUCAACGUGAGGAAGACCAAGGAGAUGAACCACCUCCUCAUCAACGCGGGGAAGACCAAGGAGAUGAACCACCUCCUCAUCAACGUGAGGAAGACCAAGGAGAUGAACCACCUCCUCAUCAACGUGAGGAAGACCAAGGAGAUGAACCACCUCCUCAUCAACGUGAGGAAGACCAAGGAGAUGAACCACCUCCUCAUCAACGUGAGGAAGACCAAGGAGAUGAACCACCUCCUCAUCAACGCGGGGAAGACCAAGGAGAUGAACCACCUCCUCAUCAACGUGAGGAAGACCAAGGAGAUGAACCACCUCCUCAUCAACGUGAGGAAGACCAAGGAGAUGAACCACCUCCUCAUCAACGCGGGGAAGACCAAGGAGAUGAACCACCUCCUCAUCAACGUGAGGAAGACCAAGGAGAUGAACCACCUCCUCAUCAACGUGAGGAAGACCAAGGAGAUGAACCACCUCCUCAUCAACGCGGAGAAGACCAAGGAGAGGAACCACCUCCUCAUCAACGCGGGGAAGACCAAGGAGAGGAACCACCUCCUCAUCAACGCGGGGAAGACCAAGGAGAUGAACCACCUCCUCAUCAACGUGAGGAAGACCAAGGAGAUGAACCACCUCCUCAUCAACGCGGGGAAGACCAAGGAGAUGAACCACCUCCUCAUCAACGUGAGGAAGACCAAGGAGAUGAACCACCUCCUCAUCAGCGCGGGGAAGACCAAGGAGAUGGUGGUGGAUUUCCGCAGACGUCACUCUGCCGCUCCAGCCCCAGUGAACAUCCAGGGAAAGAACAUCGAGAGAGUGGACUCUUACAAAGUACCUGGGUGUUCAUCUGAACCACAAACUGGACUGGACUCAUAA